Molecule: messenger RNA, 972 nt
Organism: Exophiala bonariae
Lineage: Eukaryota; Fungi; Ascomycota; Eurotiomycetes; Chaetothyriales; Herpotrichiellaceae
Exons: 1
Coding region: 1-972 (323 amino acids)
Source: RefSeq, a predicted model, not a curated record
AUGGACAAAUUACCAGCGUUCGGUCGUGAUGUAGUUGGUUCGGCAUCAGUGACCUUUCAGGCAUUUGGUGAUCUCUUGCGACGACCGGAACGUUUGACAUUGCUGAAUAGCAUCCCAAGAGAGGUGCACUGCUAUGGUGCUCAUGAGCGUCAAACCCUCGAUUUCUAUCGCUCUUCUUCGAGCCCGGGUCAAGCCGGCCCAAUUUUUGUUUUUCUCCAUGGUGGCGCAAAUAUCAGUGGUGGAAGUAUUGCGCCCGAGAUCCCCGGCGAAGUAGUGUACAAAGGUCUGGCAUACUUCCUGACACAAGACAUGGGCUACGACGCCGUCAUCAUGAACUAUCGCCUCCUACAGCACGGUGCCGUGUUCAACAGCGGUGGACAAGAUCUCGACCUCGUGAUCAGAUGGAUUGAGGAAAAUCUCUCCACCAAAAGUGACAAACAGCGGGAAUUGAUCAUCAUGGGCAACUCGGCUGGUGGCUCGCAUUUAGCUUCGUGGCUCUUUGACGAGCUAUUCACAAGCUCAACGCAGAGAGUCACUGAGCCUUCGGCAAAGCUCUAUCUCAAAAAGGCGAUUGUUCUGAGUGCUACAAUGCUCGCGGAUCCGGACAACACGUUCGUGGCGCCCAUGGUGCCCAAUUUAUUGAGAUAUUACACGACUCGCGAAAACAUCGUCCACAACGCACCGUUGAAUUUGAUGCGCAGGAAGUAUGGUAACCACUCCCAAGAUGGUGGCGAAACAACCUUACGCCGUCCAAAGCUACUACUCAUCGCCACUGAAUAUGAUCCUGUCUUGCUCAUAGAGACGGAGAAGCAAUUGACGACGGAAUGGAAGGAGCUUGGUGGUCAAGCGGAAUACUGGGAGCUUCCAGGCCAUAAUCAUCUCAGUCCACCACUCGCCCUAGGCACAGGUGACAAGGCUGCGGAAGCCUGGGGAUUUGAGCUUGCCAAAAGACUCUCUGAGGAUCAAUCAUAA